Molecule: messenger RNA, 3048 nt
Organism: Chenopodium quinoa (quinoa)
Lineage: Eukaryota; Viridiplantae; Streptophyta; Magnoliopsida; Caryophyllales; Amaranthaceae
Product: pentatricopeptide repeat-containing protein At2g28050-like
Exons: 1
Coding region: 527-1822 (431 amino acids)
Molecular function (GO): protein binding
Source: RefSeq, a predicted model, not a curated record
AGUGGGGUAGGUGAGGAGAGAAAAUAUGGGAAAAUAUUUUUUUAUUAGUAGUCUCAUUCUAUUUUAAGUAAUGUAUCAAGUAUUGUGGGAUGAACAAAAAUAGAAACUGUGUCAAGUAUUAUGGAACAGAGGGAGUAUUUUUAUGAGCUUUAAUCACUCCGAAUUUUCCAAAUCACUCUGAAGUUUGCAAACGUAUUAGGGGUGACUUUUAUGUGAUUUGAAAUGACUAACCAUAUAUUGUUAUUUUUUUUUAAUUAUUUUGAUAACUUAACUUACAAUUGUCGAGAAAACUUAACACCCUACAUGGUUAAACCAACCGAGUCUAAAUCCAAAUCCAAAUUCAAAUAACCCGAAAUCGAUAAAUAACCGAUCCCAGAUCGGAUUCAGUGACCCAACUUAAUGGCCCUCUAAGCGACCACAGAAGUGAAGAACCGCUGAGGCGCUCACUAUAAUCAGCCAAUCCUUAAUUAAUGAACUCUCAUUUUAGCAUUCCAUCCCCACAAAAUCUCCAUUUCUGAACAUCAAAAUGACUACCCAAGAUUUUCUGAAAACCCUGAAAACUGCAAAAAGUGCAAUUCCAUCCACCAUUUCUUCAUCCUUACACCAUGAACAAACCCCCAUUAAAACCCUCAUCAAUUCAUCUUUCAACACCAUUUCUUCUGCUUCAGAAACAACCCCAUCUCCCCAAACCACCAUUUCUUCUUUCCUUACUUCUCUAUCCUCUCAUCAACUCCACUCUUUUCUCUCAGACCCAUCUGUGAAAACUAUUGAUUGCUUGAGAAUCUUCAACAUUGUACUCCAUAAUCAAUCAGAGCUUUCAUUCAAGCCUGAUAUUCAUGCCCAUUUUACCAUAAUUUGCAGGCUAAUUAAAUCCAGGUUGUAUUCGGAUGCUGAAGUUUUGUUGCAGAAAUUCAUUAUUGGUGCGAAAUACAGGUACCCUUUUAGUGAGUUUACAAAUUGGGUUGAGAAUUAUUGCAAGGAAUCUAGAAUUAUUACGAAAUUGUUGAAUAUGUUGCUUAAAUUGUAUUCUGAUCAUCAUAUGUUUGAUAUGGCUGUUACUGCGUUUGAGUACAUGGUUGAGAGAGAAGUUGAGAGGGAUGAGAGAACUUGUUCUGUUCAUUUGUAUGCUUUGGUUAAGGCUGAUAAGGUUGAUUUAGGUUUGGAGUUUUUUCGUCUUAUGAUGGAUUCAGGCAUGGAGGUUUCUGUGUUUUCAUUGACAAUUGUUGUGAGUGGAUUGUGUGGGAUUGGGGAGUUGAAGAUGGGUAGAGAAUUGGUGGAAGAAAUGGUUGGGAAGGGGGUUAAACCUAAUGUUAUAACAUUUAAUACUUUAGUGGAUGCAUGUUCAAGAAGGUGGGAAUUCGCGGAGUUGGAUUUAGUGUUGUGUUUGAUGGAACGAGAAGGAAUUACGUUUAAUGAUACGACUUAUAAGCUUUUGAUUGAUGGGUAUUCGGGUUAUGGUAAGGUUGAUGAAGCAAAGAAGUUGCUCUUGGAGAUGCAAGUCAAAGGUUUUGAGGUGGAGGCGUAUUUGUACUAUAUGGUCAUUAGAGGCUAUUGUAGAUUGGGAGAUACAAGCAAUGGUUUUUCAUUACUUAGAACAAUGCAAGAGAAGGAGAUUGCCCCCUGUGAUGGUAUUUAUCGAUGUUUGAUCAGUGGUAUGUGCAAGAUUGGAGAGAUGGGUCAGGUCAAGGAGUUGGUGAAUGAGGUGCUAAACAAGGGAGGUGAGGUUGAUGGUGCUAUGUGGAAUGAUUUAGUAGAUGGAUACAAAAAAGCUGGGAUGAUGGAAGAACUUGAAGAAUUAAAAAAUAAAGAAAUUCCAUCCUGAGCAAGAUUAAUCAUGUCAGAACUCCAUUCUGAACCCCAAGCUUAGUCAAUAUGAUGAUGAUGAUAUUUAUAGUCUUUUAUGUGAAGAGUUGGAAAUGAGGAGAACAAGCAAAGGAUGGGCGCAGAUUUUGUACUUAUAGCAUGAUCAACAUUGCAGAAGGCAGAGCCUUAGAGCAAUGAUCCAAUACUCAUGUCUGAACUGUAUAGGUCUAAAGAGGGGUGAUUUAUCAGAGCUGUCAGACUAUAGCAACAUCCAGAAAUAGUCGAAUUACUCGUAGCUCUUUCAGUCCUGCUGAAGUUUUGAUUUGGGACAUCUCAGGAACGGUCAAUGUUAGACUGGGCAUUUCAGGAACCACUGGCUGUGUUGACAAAAUAGGUUGAUACUCCAAUGAAUAGGAUUUGGGCAGCAGCUUUUUGAGAGGAUAUGCAUAGAUGGAUGACCAAUGUGUAUGGUUGUACAUCCCAGUCAAAUUCCAGUGGACCUAUAGCACCAUUAAUCUCCAUUGCUGUUAAACUUUCAGCCCCUUGGUUAAAGGAAACUUGUAGCUGUCAAUGUUGCUGUAACCAUUUCUGUGCCUUUUAAACUAAUGAAGCCUGGCUGAAGCCAUAAAACAAUAAGCAUAGCUCCCUUGUGCAAUCUUGUGGCUAUUAACUUAUUAUGCAAAAUGUCAUAUGGUGUAGGGUCUUGUGUGCAAAGAAACACAGGCAUUACGUACCACUUUAUCCAAGAUUUGAUGCUUGUGAUGAGCCAUGUAUCCAUAUAUAAUGGAGCUAUUCAUUUAGACUUCAAUCAAGACCUUUGCUGUGCUUGUGGGGAAGUCAAUUACGAACCCUGGUAUCUAUCCUGAUUGUAUGUUGUAUGCAACACCGUAAUAUUUGCUGAUAGUGUUGUUUCUUGAUACCUCACAAGGAUGGCAGCAAUGAUAAACUCAGCAUUGCAUCUGGAGAUCAAGGUUGAAAUUGCGUAAGGAUAGCUCCAGUAACUAGUGAGGUGCACAAAUAGGCUUUAUAUCUGUCAACCCAGUCUGUUAUCAUUCGGACCUUUGGGAUACACAGGUAUCAUAGAAGCACCAUAAUUUUCUAGUGUUUAUUUUUCUCUGUUCUUGCUUAGUCUUAAGUUUAGGUUUGUUAGAAGUACCAUCAAGUCUUGUAUAUUAUGCAAGUUUAAUUCAUGAGAGAAUUUGUUAAUAAAUUUUAUCCCAAACUCUAUAGUUCUCCCUUGUGUUA